Molecule: messenger RNA, 805 nt
Organism: Entrophospora candida
Lineage: Eukaryota; Fungi; Glomeromycota; Glomeromycetes; Entrophosporales; Entrophosporaceae
Source: the annotation of a GenBank genome assembly
GACAAGGACAUCAAGAAGUAGAAGUCGACCAAGGAGUCGACCUCCACGCUCCAUAUCACGCUCAAGAAGUCGUCAUUCUUAUUCAUCAUAUUCUUCACGUAGUGGUUCCUAUUCUAGUAGUAGAGAAAAUAGAUCACCAGUACCAGCAGCACCAACAGCAUCAACAACAAGAGGCCGUAACUCCAUUAGAUCACCACCGCCAACUUCUUCUUCGCGUCAUCACAAUUACACCUCUUCUUCGCGUAGACAACGGCGUUCCUCUUUAUCGCCCAUACUUCCUACAAAAAUUAUGGUUAAUAAAUUAACAAAAAAUGUUAAGGAAGCUCAUUUACAAGAAAUAUUUGGUGCAUUUGGUAGGAUUAAUCGAAUAGAAGUAUUGAUUGAUGAAAAAUGGCAAACAAAUAAAGGUACAGCUUAUAUUGAUUUUGAAACCGGAAAUGAUGCAGAAAGAGCUAUAAGUUAUAUGGAUGGGGGUCAACUUGAUGGAAAUACGUUAUCUUGUACAUUUGUUCCACGUCGUCAACCAUCACCACCUCCAAUUAGACCAAUUAUGAGAUACAAUUCGCCACCACCGUUUCGACGAUUUACAGCUAGCAGUUAUCGUGGGCGUGGAAGAUCUCCAAGAAGAUAUUCUAGAUCUAGAUCAAGAUCACCACCAGUUCGUCGCAGAAGAUCUUAUUCUUACAGUUCCUACAGUUCGCGUACAAGUCAAUCUAAUUCUUCUAGAAGUCGUAGCAGAAGUUAUUCAUCAAGAAGUCGUUCUCAUAGCCGUUCUCCUCGAAACGCAAGUCAUAAUCGUCAUUAA